Molecule: messenger RNA, 1233 nt
Organism: Dentiscutata erythropus
Lineage: Eukaryota; Fungi; Glomeromycota; Glomeromycetes; Diversisporales; Gigasporaceae
Source: the annotation of a GenBank genome assembly
AUGGCAGUUCCACAAGAACCUUUAGUAAACGAGAACGAAAGCUUGAAUCAAACACGUCAAGUUUCUACAAACAAAGUAUCUCGUCCUAGGCAAAGAAACGAUCCUUUACCUAAACUUCCUCAAGAAGAAGGUUAUUACUUACGAAUAUCGAUCACAUCUCUAGACAAAAACCGUCGUGAUCCAGUUUUCAAAUUCAAAGCCAUUACAAAUUUACCAAGAUUCAAACAUACUUCAUAUUCUAACCUCGAGCGUACCUAUAAUGAAUUCGAACGAUUAUAUAACUCUUUAGCCUAUUCUAAUCCGGAGUGCAUAGUUCCUGCCUUGCCUUUUUCAACGACUAGUUAUCAAGGAACUGAAGAGGAUGAACGUAGGGUAAAGAGUGCAAUGCAAAAAUGGGUGAAUCGCGUAUCAAUUAAUCCUAUAUUAUGUCACGAUGAAGAGCUUAGAUCGUUUAUUGAAACUGAUUUUGCAAGAUCUGGCAGUUUUAGAUUUAGAUUCUCUUUAGAAGUGAAGGAUGAUGAUACGGAUUUGUCUCAAGCCAAGUCAACCUCACUUAUGCUUGAAGUAAAUUUUAUCGAUGUUGCUAGAAAUGUACAAAAAUUGGCCAAGUUACGAAAAGGUUUGGCUAUAUGUAACACUGAAUUUGGUAUUAAGUCUCAUGGUUUGGGUACUGUUGAAAAACAUCCGCCGUUAUCAAAUGGUCUUCGUAAACUUGGCAAGACACUUCAAAUUAUCAGUGAAUUGCAAAGAUCGCAAGCUAUUAGUGAAGCAGCAGCUCUUGGUGAUUUUUUUAGUUAUUAUGCAGUUAAUGCACAUAUAGUUAAGGAAACUUUGGCCAACCGUCUCAGAAUAAUUACAGAGCAUGAAAACGCAGUGAAAGAAACCAUAAGCAAAAAACGUUAUAUGGAACGUUUAAAAUCUUCUACAUCAAUAAAGAGUGAUAAAGCUGAAAAUUACGAACAAAAUCUUGAAGCACGUGUCAAACGGGUGACAUCAAACCUUCAUUCAGAAUUGCAAAAUUAUGAAGAUAAUCGUACUCAAGAUUUUAUUAAAGCCCUAAAAGAAUAUGCGCAUAAACAAAUUAUAUUUGAAAAACAGCAGUUGAAAGAAUUGGAAAAUUUGAGACCUGAUAUUAAUGCUAUUACAAAGCGAAAUGUGCGCACCUAUACGCUCGGAGAGGAAGAACUUACGCCACGUGCUGUUGCAGAAAAACUCAACAUUUACGCCAAAUAA